Cydia fagiglandana is the source of this 2423-nucleotide messenger RNA. Its product is annotated as 85/88 kDa calcium-independent phospholipase A2-like. Gene Ontology annotation, cellular component: mitochondrion. The coding region runs from base 1 to 2421 and encodes 806 amino acids. NCBI's taxonomy places the organism in Eukaryota, Metazoa, Arthropoda, Insecta, Lepidoptera, Tortricidae. The transcript is spliced from 14 exons. Gene Ontology annotation, molecular function: protein binding. The record is from RefSeq and is a predicted model, not a curated record. Gene Ontology annotation, biological process: lipid metabolic process; positive regulation of ceramide biosynthetic process.
AUGUUAAUUACAGUUUUUAGAGGCCUAUUGGGCACUGAAGAGUCCCCGACAAAGGUAAUAGAAGUACGUCCAGACAAUUAUGUUUCGAGGCCGAUACACUACAGAGAAGACUCCAUGUUAUUAUACGGCCCUAAAAUCCAGGAUGGAAGGAAUAAUUCGAGGGACAAAUAUUUUGAUAUUAUUCUAUACAAGCCAUCCACAGAGAGCACACCUCAAAUGUACAGCUUAUUUCGGUCAGAAAAUCAAAAAAUUGCAGAGCAGAAGUUUAUGGUAUACAAAGAGAGAAUACCAGUUUACAUCAAAAUAACUAAAGAUUGCACAAUAGCAAGUCUCCAAAAACUAUGCGACACACUGUCCAAACACCACACAUGGUCCAUAGCCCACCUGGCAGCUCACUUUGGACUUUGCGAGAUGUUUAAUGACCCUGAGGUCCAGUCGCAUAUGAAUGAGGCGGACCCGCUCACUGGAGCUACGCCAUUAAUGGUGGCAGUGAAAUCGUGUAACGUCCGCAUGGUCCAAAGCCUGGUCUCCCUACAAUGUUCCCUGGACACUGUCGAUCUAGAUGGCAACACAGUGUUCCAUUACGCUGCGGCUAGCAAUAAGGAGAUUAUCAAUGUGCUCGCAAGCAAAUCAGCGUCGUCCCUCAACGUGUACAACAAGCAAGGAUACACGCCAUUACACAUGGGCUGCCUCGCCAACGCGCCCGACUGCGUGCGAGCGUUGCUAUUGGCCGGGGCCGAUGUCAAUCUGCCGGCUAAGCGGCAGUCGACUGCUAAUUUAAGUGCUAUACCUGGUAUCGUCGGCGACGUACUUCAUGGUGCAAACCAACCCAAACUCUACCAACAAGACAUGAAACACGGCGGCACGCCUCUCCACUGGUCCGUGUCUCGCGAAGUAAUCGAAGCCUUGGUGGACAAGAACUGUGACAUCAACGCGUUGAACUUUGACGGUCGAACCGCGUUGCAUGUCAUGGUGUUCAGGGGGCGCCUGGAGUGUGCUAUGGCGCUGUUAUCUAGAGGCGCGGAACUCUCCAUAACAGAUAACGAAGGAAACACCCCCCUACACUUAGCAGUGACACAGACGAACAUAUCUUUGGUCGAAGCACUAAUAGUGUUCGGCGCAGAUUUGGAAGCGCUAAAUAAUUUUGGCUACACCGCCCGACAUAUGGUGCCCUAUGAAAUGUCCGGUAGUAACUAUGACAAGAUAUUGUAUGUACUACACGCUGUAGGAGCUCAGAGGUGUUCGGCAGAAGUGGCCGGCUGCGAGCCCGGCUGCGCAGCCCGCGGGGACUAUAACGGUGUGCCUCCGCCCCGCGUGCCGCAGCCCGCCUGCCGUGACGUCAUCAGUCACAUGCUCAGCCUCGCGGCCGCCAGCUCACACACUAGCCGCAAGCAGGGACGCCUCCUCUGCCUCGACGGCGGGGGUAUCCGCGGUCUAGUCCUAGUCCAAAUACUAAUCAACGUAGAGGCUGCCAUCGGCCGCCCCAUCAUACACUGCUUCGACUGGGUAGCUGGCACCAGCACUGGAGGCAUCUUAGCUUUAGCCCUCGCCAGUGGGAAGAAUUUGAGAGAAUGCCAAAGGCUGUAUUUCCGAAUGAAGGAAUAUGCGUUCGUUGGUACUCGUCCGUAUCCGUCAGAAGGGUUGGAGACCAUAUUGAAGGAGAAUUUAGGUACGGAAACCGUGAUGGCGGACCUGACUCAUCCGAAGCUGAUGAUCCUCGCGUUGUUGGCAGACAGGAAGCCAGUGGACCUGCAUAUAUUCAGGAACUAUCAGUCAGCAGAGGAAAUCCUGAUCGCGCAUAAUAAGUUUAACACGCGUGUGAGCGAGGCGGGCGACGCGAUAGGGCUGGCGCCGCCGCCGCCGCCGAGCCAGCAGCUGGUGUGGCAGGCGGCGCGCGCCACCGGCGCCGCGCCCUCAUACUUCACCGCCUCGGGCAGAUAUCUCGACGGCGGCUUAAUGGCGAACAAUCCUACGCUAGACGCAUUAUCAGAGCUCACGGAGAUGCGGCUAGCUCUCACAGCUACGGGACAAAUCGAGGAAGCUCGCAAGAGUGACUUGAAAGUUGUUGUUUCGUGUGGCACAGGUAUUAACCCGCUGUGCAAGAUCAGAGAGAUCGACGUGUCCAAGCCCGAGACUGUGUGGGGCAUGGCCAAGCUGGCCUUUGGACUCUCCAACAUCGGGACCCUUCUGGUUGAUCAGGCAACACAAUCUGACGGUCGAGUAGUAGACCGCGCCCGCGCCUGGUGCGCCUCACUGGGCGUCUCAUACUACCGCUUCUCACCAUCAAUGUCGAACGAUGUAGCCAUGGACGAGCGUUCGGACGAGCUGCUGGUGCGCAUGUUGUGGGAGACGCAGGCAUACAUGCGCGAGCACCGCGACCGCGUCGGUGAGCUCACCGCUCUGCUCGCCGGUCCCGGGUGAUG